GGCUAAGAUUUCAGCAGACGUAUAUAAACACUGGAAAAAUGGCGAGGUUUGUUUUUUAAUCAUUUAAUCAUAUAAUAAAACAAUUAUUGCUGUUUUUUGAGGUCAAUACGAUGAUUUAGCCACCUUCGAAGUACAAUAUUCACCUCGCCCUUCGGGCUCGGUGAAUAUUGCACUCCUCAGGUGUCUAAAUCAUCGUAUUGACCUCAAAAACAGCAAUAACUGUAUAAUAUUGAUCCUAUGGUUAUUCCUUGCCGCGAAGCAAUAUCGAACGCUUUAAGAGUCUACAGGUUGUGACAUAGAUAACGUGUAUAUAUAUAUAUAUAUAGAGGGCAUGAGGUCCCUCAAGAGAAAUAGAGAUUUUCCAAAGAUAGGUUAAAUGAUAUCUGGACAUGAUCGCAGCACUUUAUUUUUGUUUCAUUUGCAUUGUCACCGGAGUUAUUAGCGAGACUCAAUCAUCAGACAUUCAUGAAGAGCUCAAAGCAUUGAAAACCGUGGUUAUUGAGCAGUCAAGACUGUUGAAAGGAUUACAGGCAAGUGUGGAUGUGCUAUACCAGAAAAACGAGUUUCUCCAGAACGCCUACACAAUUCAAAAACGGGAACUACAGACGUUAAAAGAUAGUUUACGUGGAAAAGAAAUACCAUUAGGUUCAAUUCCACACCAUGACACAAGAAAUGAAGUGGAUGUCCCAGCUGAGCAUCCCCGACACUCAGAAAAACAAACCGAUCCCACUGGCAACGAGGAGUUUGUUUCAUCACCAAGACAACAAAAUGGCCAAUACAGUUAUCUGGAAAGUAAAUCGAGACGAUUACUGAUUGGAAGUGGACCUGAAGAUCAUGUUGCAUUCACUGCCUUUCACACUCACGGUGUUGACGAAGAUUUGACAACAGGUCAGACGAUUGUUCUUCAUGAAAUCAAGCAGAAUAUUGGAGGGGGUCUGCACACGAAUGGCGUGUUUACAGCUAAAGUGCAAGGACUCUACGUCUUUUUCUUCUCUCUGAACUGCGAUACCCUUUCGGAAUUUUCCGUUGACAUUGUCAAGGACACCACUCAGCUUGCCAGGACGUACUGCUCUGGACAUGGUGAUGACCGGUGGGUGGUGUCCAGUACGAUGGCUACUACAGUUCUCGCACCAGGCGAUGCAGUAUGGUUGAAGGUUUCUGGGAUUGCACAUGCGGCAAAAAUUGGUGGAGAAACGUCCUUCUCCGGAUUUUUACUUCGCUGAUUUGAAUAUAAAUACUUCUCACAUUA
Messenger RNA from Ostrea edulis (European flat oyster), 1249 nucleotides. RefSeq lists its product as uncharacterized. NCBI's taxonomy places the organism in Eukaryota, Metazoa, Mollusca, Bivalvia, Ostreida, Ostreidae. The record is from RefSeq and is a predicted model, not a curated record. Gene Ontology annotation, molecular function: protein binding. Bases 390 to 1223 code for a protein of 277 amino acids. The transcript has 4 exons.